GACGUUGGUUGAACAACGAAACGUAUAAAUAUGAACCACACACUACAGGUGACUACAGUUAUUCUUCUAGCAACCGUAGUUGUAGUAACUAGUUGACUAUAUAAAAUCGGAUCGCCAUGCAUUCAUUGGGUUAUUUCAUGCUUGUUGGAGCAGCCGUUUUGUUGGCUGCCGAUUGUUAUCCGCUCGGACGCAGCGCUUCCGGCAGUGCCGCCGGAAAGAACGAUCGACGCGAUUCACGGGCGUCGCUCGUAGACGAUGAAAGUGCGGAGUUGGCCGCAAAGCAAAGCUCAGCUGAAGAUGAUGUUGUUAUUCAGGACGUCGGAAAGAAAGUUUCAAUUCGACGGAACGCUCAGUCGCAGACAGAUAGCAGCACUUUGUUGCCUUCGCAGAAGAAUUUCGACGAUUAUUCAUCGGAAGAUUACGUCCCUUUCGUCGAUUUAGACGCCAUUCAACCAGCCAUAAGUGAUUUCCAUCAUCGGCCAGUUACUGGAAUGUUUAAACCAGCGAAAUCGAACGACUGGUUCCACGUCAAGCAGCACAUGCACGAUUACUACUUUCGUGAAAUGGGUCGUGAAAUGGGCAAAGAACAUUCGUGGCAACCGGUGAAAGACGGCACGGAUGGCUUGAAUUUCGAGUUUCCUAGAUUUUGAAGACUUGAAGAACGAACGAUUAAACACUGGAAGCUUCAACUUGUAUGUAUAUAAAACUUAAUUUCAAGAUGCGGUCUGCGAACUAUCCCCCCCCCCCAUUACACUAGUGUGUUCAUUUCUGUACAAAUAUAGUUGACUUUUGAACACGUUUUGUUUAAAAAUAUUUAUCUGAUAAAGGCUGCAUUAAAUACAGAAAAGUUUACAAUCUA
Molecule: messenger RNA, 859 nt
Organism: Daphnia magna
Lineage: Eukaryota; Metazoa; Arthropoda; Branchiopoda; Diplostraca; Daphniidae
Exons: 2
Coding region: 117-650 (177 amino acids)
Source: RefSeq, a predicted model, not a curated record